AUGGGUUUUUGUGGGUCCUUUUUUAGGAUUUCAUUAUUCUUAUGGAUAUAUAUUGUUGGCUUGUUUCUUGCUCUACUUGCUUGGUUUACUUUCACCAUUUUUUUGUUGUUGGUUACAAAUAAAGAUGCCGGUGAUAUGGUGUCUAAGAUUAGGGUUGGGGAGCAUACGAUUGGGAAUUAUUAUAAUGAUUGGGUGCAACAUCAUGUUGUUAAUGGAUAUAAUUGGGAAGGUGUAAGGAAGUUUUGUUUGGUUGAAUCUCAAAUAUGUCAUUCUCUUCCUCUUGGAAACUUAACAACAAUUCAGUCUAGCUGCUGCAAGCCACCAACAUUGUGCAAGUUUACAGCAAACUCGACAUACUGGGAGGGCCCACCUUCCUCAAUGGAAUCGGACUGCAAGACAUGGAGCAAUGAUGAAGACAAAUUGUGUUACAAUUGCAAGUCAUGCAAAGCAAGUGUUGAAGCCAAACUUAGAAAAAAAUGGCCACUUUACUUUUCAAUCAAUUUCAUUAUUCUAGCCAUUAUGUUUUUGAUCCAUAAUAUCUCUUUUUGGGUUGUUUUUACCCAUGAGUAUGGUUUAUUAGAGUGUAUUUAGUAAGAAUCAGGUCUUAUCUAAAUUAAAUAGUAAAUAUAUUACUUUCCUAAACAAGAGUUUAAAUUCGAUUCUCAUACAAUUC
Amaranthus tricolor (Joseph's coat) is the source of this 673-nucleotide messenger RNA. RefSeq names its product tetraspanin-8-like. The transcript has 2 exons. Gene Ontology annotation, biological process: auxin-activated signaling pathway. Lineage: Eukaryota; Viridiplantae; Streptophyta; Magnoliopsida; Caryophyllales; Amaranthaceae. Gene Ontology annotation, cellular component: plasma membrane; plasmodesma. The coding region runs from base 1 to 591 and encodes 196 amino acids. The record is from RefSeq and is a predicted model, not a curated record.